Messenger RNA from Perca fluviatilis (European perch), 4041 nucleotides. It is a transcript of the gene msantd4, whose product is annotated as Myb/SANT-like DNA-binding domain containing 4 with coiled-coils. Bases 1340 to 2605 code for a protein of 421 amino acids. Lineage: Eukaryota; Metazoa; Chordata; Actinopteri; Perciformes; Percidae. The record is from RefSeq and is a predicted model, not a curated record. The transcript is spliced from 5 exons.
AUACGUUAAUGAUAAUGAUUUAUUGGAGGUGGUGGUAAUAUAGGCAACACACUACGUUGCAUUAAUGAUUGUGAUGAUAAAAUUGGGUUGUACCCGUCUGGUUAGAAAAAUAUCUAGCGUAGGCUACCCAAAAAAAACGUUAUUUCUGACUAGAAAUAUUUGGAAUAUUGAAGGGCAUAACCUAGAAGCACAGAUUGCGUAUAGGUAUAUUGUCCAGGUGUAUGCUAACAGAAGAAACGUACAUGUCAAAUAUAGCCUACUUACAAUAGGCUACACUUAUGACUGUUUUACUAGGCUAUAUUCUAACAUAUAGGCGAUUAGAUAUAGUCGAGAUUGUGUGCUUGUAUAAAUCUAAUAGGACAAAUACUAUCGCAUAACUAUGUGUGUAUGGGAAAUUGAAACAUCAGCAGGAGGCUUCAUUUUAUUUUAUCUUUCUUACAACCUCAAAAUCUGCAUUUUGACAGGUAUUUUAGUUAAUGAGACCACCUUUACUCAAAAUGUAACACAAUGAAAUGUAUUUAAAGAUGAUUCCCCUACGAAGAUCCAUAAAAUACCCCACCUUUAUGGCGUUUCCACUUCCCAAGACAAAUAACAAAAAUGCUAACACGUCUGCAAUUUACAUAAAAAAGAAAGUGAAAUACUAACUUACUUAUGUGAUAUUAUAUUAUAUUAGUACUUUUACUUUGUAUUUACUUCAUAUUGUAAUUCUGUUUUUUUUCCAUAUUGUUAUUCUACUUCUCUCCUUUCUGUCUAUCUCUACUGCAUAUACUACGAGGCCCAUUGCAUCCCUCCUUGGUUUCUCUUUUUUCUUUUUCUUUUUGUUUGAGUUUUGAGUUUUUACUUUUCCAAAUUGAAGGUCUAAGGACAGAGAAUGGCCAAUGUUGUACACACUCUAAAGCCCUCUGAGACAAAUUUGUGAUUUUGGGAUAUAUGACAAAUUGACCUAACUUGACACACUUUGAAUAUUCCAAAAACAUUAACUACUCUCUGUUUUACAUACAGGAAGCCUUUUCAGCCUGUGAUGCUUCUCUACCUGUGUACACUUACCUGGCAAAUGGGCAAGCCAGGCAAUAAAGGGACUGCUGGAGCCACUGAGGGAUUCCUCCCUGAUGAAAACCACUUUGCUUUUGAAGGAGAGCUGCACUGCUAGACAUGGACUAACCUCUAGUCUACAACAAUCCACCCCCCAUACUCUGACCUGUGAUCUAUCUCUCUUUGUACAUACAGGACCUUCCACCUCUUUGACUCUUUGUUCUCCUUGACCAUUCCCCCCAAUUGUCUCUUCUUGGUGUCUCUGGGCUUCUUGUCCCUUCUUGCUGCCAAGCUGGAUUUCCUGCAGAUGAAACAUCUGAAGAGGAAGAGGAAGAGCAACUACAGUGUGAGAGAAACACAGACUCUCAUCAGGGAGAUCCACAAGAGGACAGACGUGUUGUUCUCCAGACAGCAGAACACAGCCAUUAACGAGCUGAAGAGACAGGCAUGGGAGGAAGUGGCACGAGGUGUUAAUUCUCUGGGAGAGGGAGAGCUACGCACUGCUGCUGAGGUGAAGCGUCGUUACCUGGACUGGCGUGCACUGAUGAAGAGAAAACAGCUUCGGGCUGAGCUCUCUCUCUCCUCCUCCUCAUCCUCAUCUGUGGCCCUGAAGACUGAGUAUGAUCAGUCCUCCCCUGAGCAUGAGACAGCUUCUCUGGGAUCUGGGUGUGACCAGCUGCUUGACCUCUCAGGCCUCUCAAAGGAUUGUCACUGCGACUGGCCAGAGCUGGCGGCUCUCGGUGAGCCGAGCGGGCAGGCCAUGAUGGCACCGCUGGGUGUGAAGAUGGAGGAUGAUGUCAGUGAAUACAGACUGGAUGGUGAUGGUGAUAUGGGACACAGAGAAAUGGAUGAAGAUGAUAUUCCCUCCCUCCUCAGUGACAUUGUGUCACGUGGUGAGGGGCAUGUUGGUGAUGUUUACUCCCACAACGACUUGGGCAUGCUCACGUCCUCCAAGGCUCCGACGUCUACCACCAACCGAGACUUGCCACUCGCUGGUGGCCUGAUGGGGAUGCCAGCCCAAGCUCUGGGUGGACUAAAUAAUCAUGAAAAUGUGGGGGCAGGUUUUCGUGUUGCUGUUGAGAAACAGCGACUGGAGCUGGAAAAACAGCGCCUGGCUGUGGAAACUGAACGUCUGGCAGUGGAGAAAGAGCGGCUGGUGGUGGAGAAGGAGCGACUUCGUCAGAUGGAGGUAGAGAGGGAACGGCUGCAGCUAGAGAGAGAGAGGUUACAGGUGGAGAGGGAGAGGCUGAGACUUCUGCUCCUUAGCCAAUCAGAGCGUGUGGACUCCUCAUUUGACCUGCCGCCGCAACAAGGCCCUCCUUCGUCCUCCACAUCUUCUUUAUCCUCCACUCAUGAUGGACAGAGGGAGAGAGAGAAAGAAAGUAAAGGCUGGAUGCCAAUGGUGGAUCUGGAGACAGAAAGGCUAAAACUAGAGAAGGAGAGACUGCAGCUGGAGAAAGAGAGGCUGCAGUUCUUCAAAUUUGAGGCAGGCAGACUGCAGAUUGAGAGAGAACGCCUCCAAGUGGAGAAAGAGAGAAUGCAGCUGCAUCAGGGCCACUGGGAAAAGGACUGAUAAGAGAUAGAGGAAAAGAUGCACACACAUUUUUCACCAGCAUCAGGGGAGCUUUAAUACUGAAAACAACCCAGAAUGUGUGGAUUUGCAUCAGCCGCUGCUACAGCUUUCAAGUUCCACACACGUAUCCUUAAGGAAGAUGUUUGGCACUGGAAUUUGGUCAAGGACAAGACUGAGAUGGAGGUCGGACAUAUUUAUGACCACCAUGAUAAAGCAGUGCCUCAUGAUGUCUUCAUAAAAUGCGUGACAGGACAGAAAAGGUGCCGUCAUGAUAACAUCUAGCAUUUGUUUGGCAUACGCAGCUGGUUGGCCCUGAACAUAUUUGAUACAUAAAAUGUUCAGUACCUCAUCCAAAUAUACAAUGCACAAAAUGUGCAGUUUAAAACAUCAGAUGCUGGGAUAUCAAUAGAACACAUGCGUACUAGACAUGUUUUAUAAUGGUGUAGAUGAAAGAAUGGAACUGGGAUGUCUUACUCUGCAUUUAUGCACCAAACCAGUGCCAACUUAUCUACUGCAUGGGUGCUUGUCUGUAAAAGAUAGCUUCCAACAUUAAAUAGAAAGCAAACAAUUGUUACUUGUACAGAGAGUUUUUUAUGCUAUUUAUGUUUUACUGUCAAGUGCUUGUGUUAAAAUAUCUACAUGAUAUGUAAUAUUUACAUGCUAAUGCUUAUAACUUUGUAUAGUUGUCCAACUAUUUUAAACUGAUAUUUGCUAUUUUUCACAGCAGAUAUUUUAAUUUGUCAUAGCAUGAAAAGCACAGGUGUUACUAAUCCCAAAAACAAUGGCUCUGUUCUAUUUACAUGUCCCAGUAAGCCAUGACAGUGUGACUGUGAGCCAGCAUGCACAAUACCAGGAUUCUGAAACUGAAGUAGCUAAAUGGAAUUCAGUCAAUCAUUAAUUUGAAUAUUUAUACCUGUGUGUUUCCUGCUGUGACAUGUCAAAAUGUUCCAUGAAAUAAGGCGUACUAAGAUUUUAUGUUUUCUCCAUUAAGAUUUGUGGACUUGGAAAAGAGCUUGAACAUCUGUGACGAGCAGCUACUGGAAGUUGGGGUGUGCAUGCUAGAAGAUGAAAGUGAAAUAUUCCAUUAAUGGCUUUUUGCUUUAGUUCUGUUGAGCUAUGAAUAUACUGUAGUAUGUUAUAUUAUAUAGUGUUACUGGCUGCUAAAAACUGUGACUGUAUACUGUCAUCCAACACAUCAAACACAAUAUACAAUGCCUUUUGAUUAUGUUGUAAACAAUCACCUCUUUUUUAAUGUUUGUCCUGAGUUACAACUAAUUUAUCAAUUUGCCCAGCAGCCCUAUAUUAUUAUUUCCUUACAUUAUAAUUAUAUCUGUGAUAUGCAUAUAUUUGUAUGCUAUUUAACAGUUUUUUUUAUGAUUUCUUACUCAGUCCGCACUUCCCUGUUGAUACAUUUUUAAAAUAAAGUUAGUUGAAAA